This is a messenger RNA of Antechinus flavipes (yellow-footed antechinus), 2174 nucleotides long. It is a transcript of the gene HPDL, whose product is annotated as 4-hydroxyphenylpyruvate dioxygenase like. NCBI's taxonomy places the organism in Eukaryota, Metazoa, Chordata, Mammalia, Dasyuromorphia, Dasyuridae. The transcript has a single exon. The record is from RefSeq and is a predicted model, not a curated record. Gene Ontology annotation, molecular function: 4-hydroxyphenylpyruvate dioxygenase activity. Gene Ontology annotation, biological process: aromatic amino acid metabolic process. Bases 412 to 1596 code for a protein of 394 amino acids.
GCCGUCCCCGGAGCCCCGCCCCAGCCGCCGUGGAUAGGCGGCCCCCAGGUUCCCCGGGCCCCCGUUCUCCUGCGGUAUUUAGACCGGGGCGGACCCGGGGCGGGCUCAGGGUGGGGCAGGCGGGGCUUCCUGGCCCUGUGCCCCCCCUCCCCGCGCCACCUCCUCCCCCCCUUCCUUUUCGUGCCACCUGCACUGCCCUCACUCCCCCCUCCUCGGGCAGCCCUCGGCCCGCCCCUCUCCCCACUCCUCAGGCCCCACCCCCGCUCUCACGCCGCUCUCAGCCCCCUCCCGAUGCUUCAAAGGCACUCCGGAGGCCGGACCCCCGGCAGACGGAGGACCUCUGCUCCCGCACGCUGAGACCCCGAGCCGUCUGCUUGCAGCCCUCGGGAGACGGGGAGCUCACUACCCGCCAUGGCCGCCCCCGUGGGCCGCCUCUGCCACAUCUCCUUGCACGUCCCCCGCGGCCAGCCCCUGGCGCGGGACCUGCAGCGUUGUUUCGGCUUCCGGCCCGUGGCCGUGCGGGAGACCGGCGGCUGGCGCCAGCUGGCCCUGCGCAGCGGGGACGCCGUGUUCCUGGUGAACGAGAGCGCGCCCGGCUCGGGGGACGGCCGCGAGGGGCCCCUCUACGACGUGGACCCCGCGCACGCCGUGCCCACCGCCUCCAACGUGUGCUUCGAAGUGGCGGACGUGCGGGGGGCCGUCGGGGCGCUGCGGGAGCUGGGCUGCCAGGUGGCGGUGCAGCCCCGGGCCGUGGCCGACGCCCAGGGCUCCGUCACCUACGCCGUGGUGCGCUCCCCGGUCGGCAACCUGAGCCACACGCUGCUGCAGCGGGGCGCUUACCGGGGGCCCUUCCUGCCGGGCUUCCAGGGAUGCGGCGGCCCCGACGGCCCCGGCCCCGACGGCCCCGGCCCCGGCCACUGGUUCAGCCAUGUGGACCACAUAGCGCUGGCCUGCCCCCGGGGCAGCGCGAGCUCGUGGCGGCGCUGGUACCAGGAGUGUCUGGGCUUCCGCCGCUUCAGCCUGGACCCCGCCGAUGACCACCCCGAGCACGGCUUGGAGAUCCGGGCCGGCCGGGCCGGGGGCCUGCGGCUGACUUCCUUGCAGGCGCCCCCGGGCAGCCAGGCCCCGUUGCUGGUGCUGGGCGAGUCCCUGCCCAGCCUGCCCGGGGCCCGGGACCAGAUCGAGCUCUUCCUGGCCCAGCACGGGGCCCCGGGCCUGCAGCACGUGGCCCUCUACACGGGAGACGUCCUGGACUCGGCCCGUCGGGUGUCGGAGGCCGGCGGCCGCUUGGUGACCCCUCCGGACGCCUACUACCGGCAGGCCGGCAAAGUGGAGCAGAUCCUGGCGGCGGGCCAAGAGGUGGCGAAGCUGGCCGAGCUGGGCAUCCUGCUGGACAGGGACGGCGGCCAGGGCGGGGACGGCGCCCGCUACCUGCUGCAGGUGUUCACCAAGCCUCUCUUUUCCGAGGAGACCUUCUUCCUGGAGCUGAUCCAGAGGCGGGGGGCCACGGGCUUUGGCCAAGGCAACAUCCGAGCCCUGUGGGAGGCCCUGGAGAAGCACAUGGCCGGCUUCCAGGAGGCCCGCCAGCCCCGCUGAGGAAAGCUGGACCUCGCUGCCCCCGCUUCGGUGCCAGCCUCAGCCGCCGGAGCGCUCUCCCCGCAGAAGCCCAACCCCCUCCGGCCUGUGGGCGCAGCCUUGCCCCCUCCUCCCGAGCCAAGGGCGCCAGCCCAGCUGCCUUUUCCCACCUGAAGAGGCAGGGGCCGCGUCCGAAAUUCUGCCAGAAACGGGGGCCGCCGCCUUCUGUUCUCUCCUCAGACCCGGGUUCAAAUGCCAGUGCCGCUUCCUCUGACCUUGGACUUGGCCCUUGGCGGUUUCUCUGGGAUAAAUGCUUCCCAAGGGCCUUCCCCUUCCUAACCUUAGCCCCAGUGCCCUUUGCGGGUUAGUCGCUGACUCCCUAGCCUGAGGGGUCUUCACCCGGCCCGGUGUGAUGAUUGGCACAGGCUGGUGCCAGGAGCCUGGCCCGGGCCCCCAAGCCAUGGGAGUGGCGACCGCAGCCGGAGCCUCCUGGAAGCUGAGUGGGAGGGACCCUGGGGAAUGGAAGGCACUUUCUUGGGGGUGGGGCCCUGCCUCAGCCCUUACCUUCAGUCCUCUGCUAAUAAAGCCUCCCGAAGCUC